This is a messenger RNA of Strongylus vulgaris, 321 nucleotides long. The record is from the annotation of a GenBank genome assembly. Lineage: Eukaryota; Metazoa; Nematoda; Chromadorea; Rhabditida; Strongylidae.
UUGAAAAAUCGUAGUGCCCUUCAGUACCAGGUACCACUCUGCAAAUCCGUCAUUGAACCAAACGGGUGUAAGUCAUCAAGGCCUCCUUUCAGAGCAUUCACCGUAGAAUAUCUGGUAAAAAACAAAGCCGAUGUGAAUGCAGCUGAUAACAGUGGUGCAACUCCACUGCAUUGGGCUGCAUCGAAAGGUCUUGAAAGGACGGUAGGAUUUCUACUGAAAGGAGGAGCUGAAGUGGAUAAUGUUGACAAGUAUGGUCGAAAUGCGCUCCAUAUGGGUGUACUAUCUCGUUCUCGCGUUACGCAGGGGGUACGAGAUGUUUAA